AUGCCAACUGCUAAGCAGCUAGCCGACAUUGGCUAUAAGACCUUCUCCACCUCCAUGAUGCUACUCACUGUGUAUGGGGGCUACCUCUGCAGCGCCCGAGCCUACCACUAUUUUCAACGGCGCAGCUCCCAGCGCCAGGCCGCAGAAGAACAGAAGACCUCAGGAGUCCUGUAG
This is a messenger RNA of Orycteropus afer afer, 174 nucleotides long. The record is from RefSeq and is a predicted model, not a curated record. NCBI's taxonomy places the organism in Eukaryota, Metazoa, Chordata, Mammalia, Tubulidentata, Orycteropodidae.